AUGGCAGCUGCUAAAAUCUCCCGAUCAUCGAUUAGUAUUGACCAUCGUGGUGGUGCUGAUUCAAAUAAAGGCAAAGAUGACCGACUGUUAGUGCGCCUUCGCCAACUCUCCUAUCCUCUCGAUUACGAAAAGGAAAUCAGUAGCAAUACUGACCAUCACUCGCAUGAUCCGCUACAAUUUAUGCUCAAUUUUCCAGUAGAUGAUGUCUCGGCUGCAACCAAAUCCAGACAGCUACGAACUAUCCGCAGUACUGUACCUUCUAAUGCUCUUAGUGAAGCUACCAAUGCCUUCGUUCGAGAGACACUACGAUCCUAUACCGUCGAUUGGAAUAUCAUCAGAACCAAGUACAAUGAAUAUUCGGGCAAUUUUACGAAAUUGCCUACUACAAUUUUACGAAAUCGGGAUACUUUACGUGAACAAAAAUUCGAAAUUGAUAUAAUGGACGAUGAAAUUGAUAGUAUAAUCGUGGAAGAGGGUAUUCAAGUUAAACUACCAAAAGAACUUGUCUCUAUGAAGGGAUAUUUAACUAUUGCACCGAACUCUAACGACACAUCAGUGACAUUAAAGUCUAACCGAAGAAUGUGGUUCUUUUUAAAAACUAGUACCGAUAGCAGCUACAUUAUCGAAUAUUUUAAAGGUCGUGAAAGUCAUUUAGCGUCUGGGUCUAUUUUACUGCCUGAAUCAACUCGUCUAGCAAAGUUUACAUAUGAUACUAGACAGUUUGGAUUUAGUUUACAACUGCCAGAUAUGACUUAUGGGCUCAUAGCUGAUUCACUAGCCGAAAGAGAUCAAUGGUACGACACUUUAUGCAAGGCCCUAGGUUCAGAAAAAUUUAUCGAAGAAAAUUCAGACAAACAACCCAAUACCCAACGAUAUAGUAGUUUGAGAGAUAGCCUACUUCAUAGUCGCUGUCCAGAUUUAAUAAAGUAUGCGAAAGAAAUUGAUUUUCAAAAUGCCCUGAAGCGGACCGAAAGUAAUAGAAAGUUAUUUUCUAUUUAUCCCGAUCUUGAAAGUGCAGAAAAAUUUGCCCAAGAUGAAGGCUUACCGGAAGCCGUGUCUUUUAUCGAGCAAUUAGGAACUAGAUUUAUACUACGUCCCAAAGAAUUACUCUUUCGUCUGAAUAUGAAUAUAGAAAACGUUGUAUCUAAUGUUGAACCAUUUUUCAUUAGUGUUGCACUAUAUAAUGUGCAAGAUAACUUAAAGAUAUCGGAAGAUAUUCAUUUCGAUUUAAAUCAUUCCAUUAUCCGUGACAAUCUGCCAGAGGGUGAAGCGAGAUUUUCUAAUGAAGGAGAGGAAGUAAUAGAUGGUACUACUAGUGGAAAUAAUUCUGGUGGCAUAAACAGAAAUCAUAUGGCGGUAUUCGAUAAUCGUGCCUAUACUUAUAAACAAGAAGCUGUAUUUUCCGUGACCUGCCCGAGCACUCAUGUCUAUAUGGUCGUUCGUAUAGAGAAAGUUUUGCAAGGAAGUAUAUCUGCUUGUGUUGAGCCGUAUAUUAAAGGCGCUGACAAUCCAAAGAUUGCUCAAAGAGUGCAUAAACAAGUCACUUCAAUUUGUGGUCGCUUAGGCAAUUAUCGCAUGCCAUUUGGUUGGGCAUAUAAGCCAGUCUUCAAAAAUACUAACGGAGAAUUAGACCCACAAGAGUUUUCACCUAUCUUUAAGCAAGAUUCUGGCAAGCUUAGCGAUGAAGAUUUAUUAAAAUUUUUAGCGGAUUCUAAUAAGAUUAAACUUCCUACCAUCCCUGGACACUUUGUAGCAGUUCUAGAGUCGCUAGGAGCUGACCAGCCUGAAAAUUGCGUGACACCUUCUAUUCAACCAAUCAAACCUUUCAAAAGUCAAGAUAGCUCCUUACCAACCCCUGUUAUCAGGGAAGUUGAUGAAUUUCUUACAGCAAACCCGAAAGCACUCCAGCCUCACUUAUCCUACUAUAACAAUUUGUAUGUGUAUCCGAUUACAAUAAGGUUCGAUGGGCAGAAAACAUUUGCGAGGGCCCGUAAUCUUGCAUGGACAGUUUCAUUUUAUGAUUCUGACGAUGUACAAGCAUCUGCUUUAAAGUGUAUCUACGGAGAAGGAAUGCAAGCCGAAUUUGUCUCAAUUGGUUAUGCUUGGUUACCUAUAUUACAGGAUGGAAGAAUUAUUGGAAAUGAGCAUUCUCUUCCUGUAGCCAAAAAGAUAUCUCCUGGUUAUUUAUCUAGUCAAUCACUUGGCUUGAAAAGAGGAUUCUCUGGGCCGCAGGAAAUGGAAUGGGUAGAUGGUGGAAGACCCCUACUCAAAGUGUCCACUUCCUUAAAAUCAACUAUUUACUCUCAGGAUCCACAUUUUCAGAAGUUUUUCUCAAAUUAUCAGCAAUCUAAUGCAUCAACACUUAGCAACGUCGAAAUUAUUCAGCUGAUGAAAGCCUUACAUGCUGUGGAAUUGAACACUCUAAUACCGUUCCUUCCGGUUUUGUCAAACCACCUUUUUCGAGUUCUUCGCAGAUAUCAAAAUGCUGAUGUAUCUGUAACGGCUUUAAGUGUCCUAAUUUACAUGGCAUUUAAGCUUCAUUCUGCUGGUAGAACUGAACUCUUGAACUCGUAUGUAAAGUAUUCGUGGUUCUUUUUCGAUAUUAUGGUAAAAAGUAUGGCUCAGUACCUAGUCCAGACUGGCAAAUUGAAGGCUAAUCGGAUAUUUCGAUAUAGCGAUCACUAUCUUAAUGAUUUAGAAGAAUUAAUUGUUGCGAUGUUAAAGCAAAUCAGGAAUAAAGCUGAUGAUGCUCCAGCCACGAAUGCCAAUCAAAAUUUGGGUCAUUUCCUUAAGAAAACUAUGAGAAUGAAAUUUGAUUUUCUUCAAAUUAUCUGUAGCCAUGAACACUAUAUUCCGUUGAAUUUACCUUAUGAAGAAAAACCUCCAGCAACCUUCGACCUAACAGAUGAUUUUCAUAAAAAGCAUCCUUUAGUUGGUCUCCUUUUGAAAGAGGUUCAAACUGCAAUGCAACAGCAUGAUUCCAAUGUUAGGAAACAUGCCUUAAAAGUUUUGCGUAACUUAUUAAUAAAGCAUGACCUAGAUGACCGAUAUAAUGAUAAGAUAUGCCAAGCAAGAAUUGCAAUGCUCUAUGUUCGUUUCUUUUCGAUUGUUUUCCAAAACUCGCAUAAAAUUAAAGCAAGUAAAGCUGUGAUUCCGCCCGAUUCAGCUCCGGUGUCUCCUUUCCCUUCUGAUGAUAUAGGAAGUAUGGCACCAUCCAGCUCAUGUCAGUCACUGACUUCAAUUGGUCGUGGCACUACUACAACCAAUACUAAUGGAAGUACCGCUAACACAAGUGUCUUUGAUCGAUAUGCUACACAUAAUAAAAGCUUUUCCGGUACAGCGAUACCAGUUAUUCCAGUACAAAUUGAUGAUGGACUAUCAAAGGAUUUAUCGUCAAGUUCGACAUCACUUAAUAAAAGUGCACCAAUGAGGAGUGUUUCAUCAUCUGUAAUUAAUAUUGAUAACAUUCACAUUUAA
This is a messenger RNA of Trichoplax adhaerens, 3477 nucleotides long. RefSeq lists its product as uncharacterized. Gene Ontology annotation, biological process: positive regulation of GTPase activity; small GTPase-mediated signal transduction. The coding region runs from base 1 to 3477 and encodes 1158 amino acids. The record is from RefSeq and is a predicted model, not a curated record. The transcript is spliced from 31 exons. Lineage: Eukaryota; Metazoa; Placozoa; Uniplacotomia; Trichoplacea; Trichoplacidae. Gene Ontology annotation, molecular function: guanyl-nucleotide exchange factor activity.